CAAAAAUCUCUUGAACAGACUAACCAGAGACAGGCAUUGGGUCUGGCUCAUAGGCCAGAGAUGGGGGACCAGCCCAUGGUGGAGGAAAGAGAGCCAGCCAGCCUAAGCGCUCACUUCAGUGCAACUCACCAACACGUCAUGCUGAAGCCUCAAGGUUGGUACUCCAAGACCAAGGAAACCUCAGUCCUCAGGACAUCAAGGGUGUUUUCAGUUAUCCUUGUCUGUCUGAUCAUAGUGCUGGUGGCUACGAUUGUUGUGUAUUUCCAACUAUUCAGUCCAAUUUCCAAGCUUGGUUCUAAGAAUAUUAGCGCUUUGAAUGCUCAAUUCCCGAUGUUUAAAAAUGACCUGGAAAAUGCAAGUGUCUUAAAUCCCCAGACCCUUGUUUCAAGAUGCAGUUUGCACAAUGCCAGUAUUGAGAUCCAGAUGUUAAAAGAAGCCCUGAAAAGCACCAGCACUCAAACACGGGUAACAUACGAAAGCUUGAUGAGCAUCAGUACUCAGAUCCAGAUGUUAAGAAAAGAGACAGAGAAAGUCAGUGCCUUAAAUUCACAGACUCAAAGGCUAGAUGGUCAUUUGGGAAAUGCAACUGCUGAGAUCCAGAUGAUGAAAACAAGUCUAAAGAAUAUUGAUACCUUAAAAUCCCAGUCCCAGAAGCUAAACCAUGAUCUAGAAAAGGUCAGUGGAGAGAUAAAGACUUUAAAGAGAGAUCUAGAAAAUGCAAGUGCUUUAUAUUCCCUGACUCAGAUGUUACAGAGUGGUCUAGAACUUUCCAAUGCUGAGAUCCAGAUAUUAAAAACUAAUUUGAAAGGAAACAGCACCUUAAUUUCCCAGGUCCAAAUGUUACAAGGCAAUUUGGAAAAAAACCACGCUGAGUUGCAAAGACUGAAAAAGAUUUUGGAAAAUGCUAAUGCUCUUCAUGCCCAAGACCAGAAGUUAAGAAACAAUUUGGAAAACACCAAAGCUGAGAUACAGGUGUUAAGAGAACAUUUGGAAAAGACCAAUGCUGAGGUCCAGAUCUUAAAAAUGGGUCUAGGAAAUGCCAAUAUUCAGGCACAGGUAGCAAAUAGCAGCCUAAAUAGUGUCAGUGUUCAGAUCCAGAUGUUAAAAGGAGAUUUGGGAUCUAUCGAUACCUUGAAAUCAGAGGUCCAGCAACUGAAAAGUCAUUUGGAAAGAGCUAACAAAGAGAUCCAGAUGCUGAAAGAAAGUCUGAAGAAUACCGAUGCCUUAACAUCUCAGACCCAGACAUUAACCAAAGAAUUGGCAAAAGCCGAUGAUGAGAUCCAGAGAUUAAAGUCAGCUUUACAAAGAGCAAGCCAGAUUCCAGGCUUAAGAAGUGACUUGAAUAAAGCCAAUGAAGAGAUACAGAAGGUAAAGCAAAGAUUGGCUGUUGUCAACGCUCUAAAUGAUGAAAUCCAAAAGUUUAAAAGCCAGCUGGAGACAGUCACCCAACAACAACAAAUGGUGAAAGAGCACCUUCUUCAGCUCAUCAUCCAAGGCUGGCGCUUCUACAAGGGGAAGGCAUACUACUUUUCAAUCACCAAGAAGUCUUGGGAUGAGGCUGAAGAGUUCUGUGUGUCCCACGACUCUCACCUGGCCUCAGUGACCUCAGAAGAAGAACAGGAGUUUCUGGGAAAGGCAACAAAUGGAGUUUAUCACUGGAUAGGCCUGACAGAUAAAGGAACUGAAGGCGUCUGGCGCUGGGUAGAUGGGACUCCUUUUAACAGUGUCAAGAGUAAAGGAUUUUGGAACAAGAAACAACCAGACAACUGGAACCAUGGUAAUGGGAUACAAGAAGACUGUGUCCACUCCAUGGAAAAGUGGAAUGACAUGAUAUGUCAAAGGCCUUACCCCUGGAUCUGCAAGAAGGUGCUCCAUUCAACCAAGGGCUUCGAUUUCUUUCCCACCCCCUCCCCAACAAAGGAGGAAUCAGACUUUCACUUCUUCUACAAGAAUUUCAAUUCUUUUUUCAAAAACCUAGGAUAUACCUAAAUUCUAAGGAUGUUGACCUUGGAAUAUUUAUGACCUCAGUUUGAAACCUGCCUCAGAUGUUUUCUGUAACCCUGAUCAAGACAUUUAAUUACUCUGUACCUCAGUGUCUCCAUCUGUUAAAUGAGAGAGUGGGACUUGAUGACUUCUCUCUAACUCUAUGUUCAUGACCUUAGAUCAAAUCAAGCCUAUCGACUUUGUGACCACCACAGCUCACAUAGCUCUCUCCCUUUUCCAAGCUCCAACUGGUGUACACUGGCUUUUACCUGGUUUUUUUUGACACUUUUAGAAUAUUUUACCAUCAUUUUUUGUUUCAUACAUGCCUAUUUUAUCCCUCAACUAAACUAUGAGCCCUGGCAAGGCUAGGCUCAAGUCUAAGACCA
Messenger RNA from Trichosurus vulpecula (common brushtail), 2369 nucleotides. It is a transcript of the gene CLEC4F, whose product is annotated as C-type lectin domain family 4 member F. The record is from RefSeq and is a predicted model, not a curated record. The coding region runs from base 61 to 1989 and encodes 642 amino acids. The transcript has 6 exons. Lineage: Eukaryota; Metazoa; Chordata; Mammalia; Diprotodontia; Phalangeridae.